AUGACUUGCAAAGUCCCCAACCUUCUUGACAUCAACCACCGCCUCGACAAUGGGAUGGCCUUCUCGCCUUAUUCUGUUUUGGCACGGAACAGGUUCCGCUUUCUGGAAAACGAUGGGUGUACCGUCGAGUUUCCAAACGGCAUCAUUGGGGCAGUUCGCAUUCCGCUGCACACAAGACGUAACCUACCAGAGGACAUCAUGCAGGCUGUAGAAGAGGAGGCCGUAAUAUUGAAACCCCUCGACCAAGACAGUUUCCACAUAGUCACCGAAUCUUAUAUCAUAGUCCUCUGCAUUGGACAAUCCAUCCCAUCGCAUAUCCGUACAUCAUCUCCACCUGGAUACGAGGAACGCCAUUGCCGAAUACUUGUUCAGCUCGCCGAAUGCUGCGAACAGCCUGGCCUGCAUGUGGGCACAGAUUCCGCCGCAUUCCUCACGGAUAUUAUCGACCGGAAUUCGUUCCUCCCUGGCAUGAACAACGCGCCGCUAGAGCUAAAUUCUUACAGAGAGGUGUCGAUGUUGAAGGGCAUAUGUCACACUUAUGUCAAGCUCUUCAUCGUAGAAGCCUUCCACGUUCAUAUGGAAUGCCAUGCCAUCGACAUCCCCGAUUCCACACAAAUACAGACCAUUACGACAUAA
Molecule: messenger RNA, 636 nt
Organism: Sodiomyces alkalinus F11
Lineage: Eukaryota; Fungi; Ascomycota; Sordariomycetes; Glomerellales; Plectosphaerellaceae
Exons: 5
Coding region: 1-636 (211 amino acids)
Source: RefSeq, a predicted model, not a curated record